This is a messenger RNA of Blepharisma stoltei, 516 nucleotides long. The record is from the annotation of a GenBank genome assembly. NCBI's taxonomy places the organism in Eukaryota, Ciliophora, Heterotrichea, Heterotrichida, Blepharismidae.
AUGUUCACUUAUAUUAAUAGAAAAGUCAAACAGGCUGCACAGUUUCCCUAUACAAGCACACAAAACAUGCAGAAAAUUGCAGAUGAGGUCUUAGAAGGGCUUUCAGAAAAGCCUAAAGUUUAUUUUACGAGAAAUUUAGUAUUUUGCUAUAAGGAUAACUCAGUCAAUGUUUUAUAUGAAAAGCAUACAGACCAAAUCAGAGUGUGCAGAAAUUUGAUUAAAUCAGAAGAAGACCUGAGAGGGAGCUUGGAAAGAGAAGUAAAAUGAAGGGAAGAUUUUAGAAGCGGAUUGCAUAAAAGCAAUGACGCAGAAGCAAGAUCAUUAAUUAGUGCCUGCAAGGCAGAAAUGAGAAAUAUUAAGGACUUAGAUGAAACCACAAGAGAAGAAGGCGCGAAACUGUGCAGUAAAUUAUAUGCAAAAGUAAAAAUUUCAAAUAAAGAAGGCAGAAGGGUGGACUCAUGACAUUUCUACACAAGAUCGCUCAUUGAAGACAAUUGGUACUCUUACUCCAAUUAA